Gymnogyps californianus (California condor) is the source of this 2141-nucleotide messenger RNA. It is a transcript of the gene PIP5K1A, whose product is annotated as phosphatidylinositol-4-phosphate 5-kinase type 1 alpha. Gene Ontology annotation, biological process: phosphatidylinositol metabolic process. The coding region runs from base 80 to 1732 and encodes 550 amino acids. Gene Ontology annotation, molecular function: phosphatidylinositol kinase activity. Lineage: Eukaryota; Metazoa; Chordata; Aves; Accipitriformes; Cathartidae. The record is from RefSeq and is a predicted model, not a curated record. The transcript is spliced from 16 exons.
GCCCGAGUCGGGGGGCAGCAGCGGGAGCAGCGGCGGCCUGGCGGGAUCAUCUACUUUCAAAAAAUCACUCACCCCUGAGAUGCCAGGUUCUUCUGGGCAGCCAGGCUCACAGACGAUAAAGAAAGGGCACAGAGGAGUGGACUCCACGGGCGAGACUACCUAUAAAAAGACAACAUCAUCUGCCUUGAAAGGUGCCAUUCAGCUGGGCAUUACACACACAGUUGGAAGCUUGAGCACCAAACCCGAAAGAGAUGUUCUCAUGCAAGAUUUCUACGUAGUAGAAAGUAUUUUCUUCCCCAGUGAAGGGAGUAACCUCACCCCAGCUCAUCACUACAAUGACUUUCGGUUCAAAACCUAUGCUCCAGUGGCCUUUCGCUAUUUCCGGGAGCUGUUUGGGAUCCGACCAGAUGACUAUCUGUACUCGCUCUGCAGUGAGCCACUCAUUGAACUAUCAAACUCCGGGGCCAGCGGAUCCCUCUUCUACGUAUCCAGCGAUGACGAGUUUAUUAUCAAAACAGUUCAGCACAAAGAGGCUGAGUUUUUACAGAAGCUGCUGCCUGGCUACUACAUGAAUUUGAACCAGAACCCAAGGACGCUGCUGCCAAAGUUUUACGGCUUGUACUGUGUCCAGGCCGGAGGCAAAAACAUUCGCAUUGUCGUGAUGAACAACCUACUGCCGCGCUCUGUCAAAAUGCACCUGAAAUACGACCUGAAGGGCUCCACCUACAAACGCCGAGCAUCUCAGAAGGAGCGGGAGAAGGUCUUCCCAACAUACAAGGACUUGGAUUUUAUGCAGGACAUCCCUGAUGGUCUCUUCUUAGACUCUGACAUGUAUAAUGCUCUGUGCAAAACGUUACAGAGAGACUGUCUGGUCCUACAGAGCUUUAAAAUCAUGGACUACAGUUUGCUUGUUGCAAUCCAUAACAUCGAUCUGGCACAGAGAGAGCACGCCAUGGCAGAUGGGACAUCCCAGACCGAUACGCGGCGACCCGCUGCCCAGAAGGCCCUCUACUCGACGGCCAUGGAGUCCAUCCAAGGAGAGGCCCGGCGAGGUGGCACCAUAGAAACAGAUGACCAGAUGGGAGGCAUUCCAGCCCGCAACGCGAAGGGGGAGAGGCUGCUGCUGUACAUCGGCAUCAUUGAUGUGUUGCAGUCCUACAGAUUUGUCAAGAAGCUGGAGCACUCUUGGAAGGCCCUCGUACACGAUGGGGACACUGUAUCUGUGCACAGACCCAGCUUCUACGCCGAAAGGUUCCAACGGUUCAUGUGCAACACAGCGUUCAAGAAAAUACCAUUAAAGCCAUCCCCUUCUAAGAAGAGCCGGUCUGGCACAACAGUUCCUCGGCGGAGCUGUCAAGGAGGAGUGCCUUCCCAGUCACACAUGUCGUGCGAGACAAAAGCACAAGUAACGACAGAGGCGGAUGUAGAACAAGGUUCCCACCUUGGUCGCCCAGAUCUCCUGCCCAGGACCCUGCCGGUAGACGAAGCUAACAGCGAUUCCAUCGCAACAACCCUGUCCACUUCUUCCUUGGGCAGCGGAGGCCUCAACUCGCCCGCAAAUAGGUCAGUGGGCGUACAAGUGCAUAAAGCUGACAGCUCAGCAAAGGAUUUGGCUAGAGCAGCUCCCGGCAUCUUCCUGUCUAGCGGCUCCCCAGGGCCUUCCAUACCCGAGCGCUCCGCAGAGCUGAGAGAGCAGCUCGAAGACCUGCAAGAGACGGAGAUAAGCUUUUGAAGCAACACCGAAACCACCGCGAUGGAAGCAGAUUGUUCUGUGCUCUGCGUGGUCUGUGGAGUCUGACAAACGUUCAGCCCCUGUUGCUGAUUUUUUUUUUUUUUUUUAAAGUAAUCUUACCUGGACAGAAACCUAAAAGCUGGAAGGCUGGGCGACACUUAGUGGGAUAGUAUUAACAAAGACCGAGCCAGCACAGCUGAGCCUCGGACACCUGGAAGCCUCCUUACAGCAGAGCCCACCACUGUGUCCCUGCUGUCCUCCUUUCUUGGACGCCUGGCGGGAGCAAAGCUGGCUGUUAGGAGGAGGAGGAGGAACUGCUCCGCGUGGGCUGAAGCUCUCUGGAAAAGGGAUCUGACUUUCAGGGAGUUAGCUGCUUACGAUGCCGGCACCACAGACCUUGCGAGAACAA